CUCGAGACAACCUUAUCAAAAAGAAAGAGAGAGAAGCAGAGAGAGAUGGAGGGGGCAUCGGGGAUCUCGCAUCGGACGGUGGAGGUGAACGGGAUAAGGAUGCACGUGGCGGAGAAGGGGGAGGGGCCUUCGGUGCUCCUCCUCCACGGCUUCCCGGAGCUCUGGUACUCGUGGCGCCACCAGAUCGCCGGCCUCGCUGCCCGCGGUUACCGUGCCAUCGCCCCCGACUUACGUGGCUACGGCGACACGGACGCGCCGCCUGACGUCGCCUCUUACUCCAUCUUCCACAUCGUCGGCGACCUCGUUGCCCUCCUCGAUGCCCUCGCCCUUCAACAUGUGUUUGUGGUGGGGCACGACUGGGGGGCACUGAUUGCGUGGAAUCUGUGCAUGUUUAGGCCGGACAGGGUGAAGGCUUUGGUGAAUUUAAGUGUCGCAUUUAUGCCCCGUAACCCCGCCAAGAAACCUGUCGACUACUUUCGGCACCUCUAUGGAGAUGACUACUAUGUCUGUCGAUUCCAGGAACCUGGAGCCAUAGAGGCAAAAUUUGCUCAGAUAGAAACUGCAUCAAUCUUCAGAAUGUUUCUACCAAGUCGAGAUCCAGGACCUCUUCUGAUGCCAAAGGAAGGCUGGAAUGUGCCUGAGAAGAUUCCAUUGCCUUCUUGGCUCUCAGAAGAGGACAUUAACUUCUUUGCAAGCAAAUUUGACAAGUCUGGUUUCACCGGGCCGGUCAACUACUAUCGAUGCUUGAACUUAAACUGGGAGCUGACAGCACCAUGGACAGGAGCACAAAUAAAAGUGCCAGUUAAGUUUAUUGUGGGAGACCUGGAUCUUACCUACCAUUACCCAGGUAUCCAGGAUUACAUACACAAGGGUGGCUUUAAACAGAAUGUUCCCUUGCUUCAGGAGGUAGUUGUUAUGGAGGGAGUUGGUCACUUUAUCAACCAGGAAAAGGCACAUGAGAUCACUGAUCACAUCUAUGAAUUCAUUCAAAAGUUCUGACUUCUGAGCUAGUAUGUGGUUUAUCCAAAAUUUGUGACAGUGAAAUCAUCUUCAAUGUACCAUCGAAAUGAUGUAAUAAAGGGGAAAAUAAAAAGUAUGAAUAGUCUCUCUGGCAGUCUGGCUAUAAAGGUGCUAUUAUCUUUUAAUGAUUCCAUUUUUUCCCUGCUUUGGGGUAAAA
Elaeis guineensis (African oil palm) is the source of this 1177-nucleotide messenger RNA. Its product is annotated as epoxide hydrolase 1. Gene Ontology annotation, molecular function: catalytic activity. The record is from RefSeq and is a predicted model, not a curated record. NCBI's taxonomy places the organism in Eukaryota, Viridiplantae, Streptophyta, Magnoliopsida, Arecales, Arecaceae.